GAACUCCAAGUGAACUUGGAAAAGUGAUAUAUAAUAUCAACUUUGUACAUGAAUACACUAUCGUAGUAGGAAAAUUUAAUGGGUAUGAUUCAGUUAGUUGCAGUGGAAAAUCAAAGGGAACCAGACAAGAAUUUUCAUUCGAUGAAAUGUUCCCAGCAACUGUUAGCCUGAAAAAUAUUUUUGUAGAGUUAGCUCUGUUAGACCAGUCCACUUAGAAGAGUAUAAUGUCUGUGUAGCUGACUCAUUUAUUAAUAGUAUCUUUAGCUGACAUUUCAAAGACGUUGAUAUUACUAAAUGUAUCUCCUUUAGACGAAUAUUAUAAUGAAACAUUGAAUUUAUUGAGAUUUGCUAUCAAUGUACACAAUUGCUAAUCCCAAAAUAGAAAAAGAACGUGACUAAUGUUAUUAUCCUAUGAGCAUGACUACAAAAACACUAUACAAAGUUCCAACAAAUAGUAAUAGUAUAGACAGAUAUCAUAUUUUGUUAAAGAAAUACAAAUAAGAGUGAAGGAUUUACCAAAAGGAAUGGUUAUAAUUUUAUGCAAAUAUCACUAUUAGAAAUAAAUUCAAAUUUGUCCACUAUGUUGAAAAUUAAUUUUAAUGAUUUCACACAAUUAGAAAAUUUUAUUGACUUUGCAAUUGAAAAAACACUCAAUUCCAAUUAGAGAAAUAAUAAGAGUUAUUCUCUGGUAAGAAAGUAUGUCCACAAGGAAAAAGCAAAAUUGACGGAUAUGGAUGAAUAUGUGAAUGUGUAAUAUUAUGGGAAUAAGAAAGCUAUAUGCCAGAAAGUGUUUGAGACUAUGAAUGUUGUAAUGACAUCCUGCAGUGAUGAAGGAAUCAAAUUUACGUCGCAUACUUAAGCAUCAAAGUCCUUGGUGAUAAUAGAAGUGAUAGCUAAUGUUUGGAAAUCCAUGUUACCUGCGAAAAGAUGAUAAUAGGUUCGAUCUUGUUAAAUGAAUUAAAAAAUGGAAUCACGCUUGCCAAAACCAAAAAUUAAUUUAUCAAAAGUAAUUAACAGCACAGUAAACAUUGCUACAGACAAAGAUAAUAAAAAAAUGGUAAAAAGCCAAAAUGAUCUACCCCAUGCAAGUUCUAGUGCUGUUCCUGAAAGACUGACAAAAGCCAAAAGUACAGUAAAUAUAGCAAAAUGUUCAAAUGAAAAUAAACCUCCAAUUAAACAAACUUUAAGUAGAUCGAAGACUAUGUCUUCCAUUACUACCAGAGCUGUGAAAAGACCAGCUGUUGCAGCUAUUACACAUGGCGAAACCAAGAGACAAUUUGCUAAGCCUCCUACUAAAAUAAGUACACAGCAAGUUGGUAGUACAUUAAGAAAUAAUACCACCAAUAAGUCUAGUCAGAAUAUCAUAGCCCAGAAGGUACAAUGCAGCAGUAAUGCAGCUAAGCCUUCCAAAUGGGACUUAAAGGGUCGAUUGGCCCACACCAGUAAUGAGUUAUCUAAUAUACGACAGAAAUAUGCAGAAACUUCAGCAAAAUAUAAUGAACUUCAAGAACAAAUGAACACAUUAAAGGCAAAUGAAAAUGUACAUAAACUAAAAGCAGAAGAAUAUGAAAAUUUGAAUAAGACAUUAGUAAAUGAAUGCAGAGAAUUAAAAGCAGAAAUGAGUAAAUUGCAAGAAGAAAAAGAGAAUUUGUCAAAAUGUUUGAAAGAAUCAGAGGAGUCAUGUAAAAGCAUUUCAAAUACUUUAGUAGAAUUUAAACAAAAAUGCUCGUCUCAAGAGUCAUUAAUAUCACAACAUGAAUUUAUAAUAAAGGAUCUAAAAGCUAGUUUAGAAGUUGAAACAGAAAAGAAUAAAGAAUUAAAUGCAACUAAAAAUGAGUUACAAACAUUG
Molecule: messenger RNA, 1849 nt
Organism: Bombus impatiens (common eastern bumble bee)
Lineage: Eukaryota; Metazoa; Arthropoda; Insecta; Hymenoptera; Apidae
Product: kinesin-like protein KIFC1
Exons: 5
Source: RefSeq, a predicted model, not a curated record